AGCUCAGCCACCGAAGCUUGCCGCACAGGUCAGUGGGCAUUCAUGGCAUGGAUCCAUGGCAUGGGCCAACCCGACCUGGCCUACCUUCCAGCUCCAGCUUGCCGCCUUGGAACUGAGGUUUCGCUUCAGGUGAGGGAGCAAGCUGCGCCCGUCCCACCACCGCCUACCUACCUCACCCACCCACCGCCUUUGACCGUUUCCAAUCCAGUGGACCAAGGGCCUAGUUCGUCCAUCCGUCUGUCUCCGCUUCUUCCUACCUGUGGGCUCCAAACCUCUCCUCUUUCUCGCUGCUGGCCUCUUUUUCCCACCCCGACUUUCCACCUCAUCACCACCACCGCCACCACCACCUCUUCCUCCCAGCAACAGCUCCUCCGCUCGAUUGCUGUUAACAAGCUCGGCGCAUCGGCUCACCUUUCCUCUGCACUUUCGCAUUUUUCGAUUGCGCAUUUCGCAGCAUCCGCAGAGACAGACCCCAAGCCGUCCUGCGGGCAUUGCUUCCGCCCAUUUGAAACAGCAAGCCAAGCUCCUGCUCAGCGCAGUUCUCGCCACCCGCCCCGCGUUUCCUCGCCUCGUCAUCGCCGCCAUCGAUACUGUCCCCGGCUACUGCGCGCCCGGACAAGGACACGGAAGCACUCCGAAGCAAUGGCUCCUCCGCCGAACUCGAACCUGCCGCUCCAGGAGCGGCUCCUGGCCCUCGCCAGAACCCUGCAGUUUGCAUGGUUUGUUGGGCACCUGACGCUCAUCCUCUCCACCAUCCGGUAUGCCUUCUCUUGGCUGCGCAUGAACUACUACGGCGGCGUGGCCCAGUUCUCGUACCGAACCUCAUUUGUCGCCGCCGCGGUCACCUACGGAAUCGUUGUCUACAAGACGCAGCGGGCGCGCGCCAAGUCGGGCAGCAAAAUGCCCGGCGGCAUCGUCGGUCUCCUGUCCGAUGAGAAUGUCCAGUAUCUGCUCAUGGCUCUGGUCUGGCUCUUCUCUCCUCAGUACCCCAUUGCCCUGCUGCCGUACUCGGUCUACUCGGUCUUCCACGUCGCCACGUACACGCGCGCCAACCUGUUGCCCGUCCUCCAGCCUCCCCCGCCCGCCGCGGAUGGGUCCUCUCCCCGCGUCAAGACGAGCAGCCCCCUGGCCGAGCGCAUCGGCAACUUCGUCAAGGAGUACUACGACGCAUCCAUGUCCAUCGUCUCGGCGCUUGAGAUCCUCAUCUGGAUCCGGGUCCUGCUUUCGGCUGUGCUCUUCCAGCGCCGGUCCUGGAUCCUGCUCGCCCUGUACACGGCCUUCCUUCGCGCGCGCUUUGCGCAGAGCAGCCAUGUCCAGAACUCGGUGACGCAGCUCGGCGCUCGCGUUGACUCGCUCGUCGGCGCUCAGGGCACGCCUCCGGCCGCUCGGCAGGUCUGGGACGGCGUCAAGUCGGGCGCCAGGCAGUUCCACGACGCGACGGAGCUGGGCAAGUACGUCAACACUGCCGGCCCGGCCAAGAAGACUUCGUAAGCGGCCACGGCUGCAUCACGGAGAGCACCUGAACCGCAGUCAAGUCGGCAGCAGCAUCAUCAUCCGUUGUACAAAUUGCUGCGCGACGACGGGCCUCGGAACUGCUCAGUCAAAAGGGCGUCGAGGUCGGCAUGGGUCAGCGAUGCGCAGUCAAGCACAGUCGUCAUGUGGAGUCUACCCCUGAGAUUGGACCCUCAUCGGCCGGCGAACCGAUCGAGCCGAGAUCAUGGUUCGCAACAAGGAGUAGAGGCGGGGAACAGGGUUGCGGCACGGCAGCCUUUGGACAUGGAAGAACGGAGGGAGGCAGAAAAGUAUAGGUUAUAAGCGAUGGGAGUGGGGCAGUAUUCUGGCGGUCGAGAUGGGGGGAGAUGUUACAAAUGAUGAGGACAGGAGCUAAAGCUUGGGUGGCGGCAGCGGCGGCAGCAGCAGCAGCAGCAGCAUUCGAUGGAUGUAUUCAUUCACGCGUGCGGUGUUGGCAGGGGGGAUUGUACUUUGUAACAGUCGGCUUGGUUUGGUUUCUCGUCCAUGAUUACGCAGCAGGGAACAAAGAUGCAGACUUUAAAC
Purpureocillium takamizusanense is the source of this 2055-nucleotide messenger RNA. RefSeq names its product Transmembrane nucleoporin (gene POM33). Gene Ontology annotation, cellular component: endoplasmic reticulum; membrane. Lineage: Eukaryota; Fungi; Ascomycota; Sordariomycetes; Hypocreales; Ophiocordycipitaceae. The transcript is spliced from 4 exons. Gene Ontology annotation, biological process: membrane organization; endoplasmic reticulum tubular network organization. Bases 43 to 1491 code for a protein of 482 amino acids. The record is from RefSeq and is a predicted model, not a curated record.